AUGCUGACGACAAAGAGUGAUGGUGAGAGAAACCUUGAAGGAAAGGGUUGUGUUGGUGUCGUUGAUGGUUGUGACUUCGAAUGGAUUAAUCCAACUACUGGAGUAGGCAGAGCGUUACGAUCAAAGAAAUUAUCUCCCAAGUUCGUGGGGCCGUACCAGAUCACAAGGAAGAUUGGACCAGUUGCAUACGAAAUGACUUUACCUCCACAAUUGUCCAACCUUCAUCCGGUGUUUCACGUUUCUCAACUCCGGAAAUACAUAUCGGAUCCCUCACACAUAUUGGAGCUAGAGGACGUUCGUCUUCGACAAGACCGAACGCUGGAGAUGAAGCCGGUUCGCAUUGAAGACGUUCGCACUAAGUUAUACAAAGGAAAGGACGUUCUGUUGGUGAAAGUGGUGUGGGAUGAAAAGACAAGCGACUCUACGUGGGAAGUUGAAGAUGCCAUGAAGGACUUAUACCCUCAUCUAUUCCCUGGUAAGACUUAA
This is a messenger RNA of Vigna angularis (adzuki bean), 486 nucleotides long. RefSeq lists its product as uncharacterized. The transcript is spliced from 2 exons. Lineage: Eukaryota; Viridiplantae; Streptophyta; Magnoliopsida; Fabales; Fabaceae. The coding region runs from base 1 to 486 and encodes 161 amino acids. The record is from RefSeq and is a predicted model, not a curated record.